Acinonyx jubatus (cheetah) is the source of this 5477-nucleotide messenger RNA. Its product is annotated as alpha-fetoprotein-like. Gene Ontology annotation, biological process: transport. Gene Ontology annotation, molecular function: fatty acid binding; zinc ion binding. The record is from RefSeq and is a predicted model, not a curated record. Lineage: Eukaryota; Metazoa; Chordata; Mammalia; Carnivora; Felidae. Bases 57 to 1901 code for a protein of 614 amino acids. The transcript has 15 exons. Gene Ontology annotation, cellular component: cytoplasm; blood microparticle.
GAUUCUUCAUUUUUUUCAGGUGAUAGAGCACCCUCUUUAAAGUUUCAUCUAAAAUAAUGAAGAAUCUUAGACCCAUAUGUUUUCUUGUUUUCUUCAGCUACGUUCAAUGCCAAACUCUACAGAGAAGUUUACUAGCUGCAGCCUGGAACCACACUAAUAGCCAGAAUUAUCUGCAAGAGAACUUAAGAGACAUCACUAGCAUUAUGGUUGCUCAGUUUCUUCAGAAAUCAACUUAUCAAGAAGUACAAACCAUAGUUGAAGAGUUGGUACAUCGCGCAGAGAAGUGCAAGGUCCUCAAGCCACAGGAAUCACCGUCCGAAUGCUCUCACCAGUUGAUGACUACCUUCCUAGAGCAUGUUUGUAACAACCAAGGAAUGGCUGACAAACAGGAGUUUUCUGACUGUUGCAAUAUAAAUAACAAAGCAAGACUCAAGUGCUUCCUAUUAUACAAAAAAGAUGACACAGAAUAUAGCGAUGUAUUCCAAAUUCCAAAUCUCGAGCAGAUCUGCGACGUAGACAAAGAGAAUCAAGCAUCAGUGAAGGAGAGGUACAUUUAUGAAACAUCUAGAAAGCAUCCAUUCUUGUAUGGACCUACUAUUCUGACCAUGUCUGCUUGCUAUGAGACAGCUAUUCGGUCAUGUUGCCAAGAAGAAAACAAAACUGAGUGCUUCCAGAUAAAGUUAGAACCCAUCAGGAAAUACGUGAGAGAAAUAUCUUUGAGGCAUCACCAUUUAUGUGAAAUUGGGAUUAAAUUCAACCACAAAGUAUCAAAAGCAGUGGAAUUGGUUCUGCUGACUAAGAAACAACCGAAAGCUAACUUUUCUGAAAUUGCCAAACUGGCCGGGGAUGUUAAAAAUCUGCAUCAGACCUGUUGUGAAGGAGAUGUGGUAGCCUGUGUACUUGGCAGGAGCCAGCUUAUGAACGAUACCUGUUCUAAACAGUCGGCCCUAUCCAGCAAAAUCACUCCCUGCUGUGCACUGUCCGUGCCAUUCCGAGGGGAAUGCAUUAUCAACUCAGAAAAUGAUGACAAACCUGAUCUUUCAUCUCUGCCACUCAGCAGGUUUACAGAAGACCGAUUUGUAUGCAAGCAAUUCAUCGACAAGCAAGAUGAUCUCCUGCCAGAGUUUCUUUAUGAAUAUUCAAGAAGACAUUCAGAAUUGGCACUUUCUGUGAUUUUAAGAGUGUAUACAGUAUAUCAAAAUUUAUUGGGAAAAUGCUGUAAAUUAGAAAAUCCUCUGGAAUGCUAUAGCCAUGGGAAAGAGAUGUUCCAAAGAGUGGUUGGUGAAAGCCAUGAGCGUAUAAAAAAUCACUGUGAUUUACGUGAGAAAUUAGGAGAUGCUAACUUCCAUGACAGGCUCAUAAUCCUUUAUACUAAGAAAGUCCCACAACUAUCUGCUCAAGAGUUGGUUACAUUCACGAAGAACAUGGCAGCUGCUGCCACCAAAUGUUGCCCACUGAGAGAUGAGCAGCGAUUUGUCUGCAUGGAGGACUCGGCGAAACUAAUUCUUGGAGCUUUAUGCAGAAGACACGAAGCAGAGCCUAUCAAUGCUGGUGUGGGUCACUGCUGUGAGGACUCAUAUGCCUUCAGGAAGCCAUGCUUUGAUGAUCUGCAGGUAGAUAGAACUUACAUUUCUCCACCUUUAUCCUGUGACCAAGUCAUCAGCCUUAAAGAGGACUUGUGCAAAGCUCGGGAGGAGCAAUUCCAAACUGAGAAGCAAAAGCUCCUGAGCAAUCUUGUGAAGCAGAAACCACGGGCAACGGAGAUGCAGGUCCAGUUAAUUAUUGCAGAUUUCGCUCACCUGGUGGAGACGUGCUGCCAAGCAGAGGAAAGUGAAAUGUGCUUCAGAGGAGAGGGGUCCAAACUGAUUGAAAAGUGCCAGUCUCUCUUGGGACACAAAUGAUCCCAGAAAAUGUCAGUGUGGAAUCUUUGAUAUAGCAACAUGACAGUUACACCUGCCAUCUUGUCCACCUCAUAGACUGCCUUGAAAAUGGACUUCUUCCCCGUUCAGUUCCUGAAACCAAUGUGAACGGCCCUAAGCAAAAUUCCAUAGCAACACUGCCUAACUGAACAUUUCAUAUAGCCAAGAGAUAGUAAAAUAUACCACCAAAUCAGAGAAAACCAUACAGAAAAGAUUCUAUAUUUCUUUAGCUACUGGGUCCGAUUUGUGAAAAGGAUGCAUAUAUACAGGAGCUUUUAGAAAAACAUUUCAUAUAACUCAUUUGCACAUUCUUUUAUUCACUGAUUCACUAAUUCAUUAAGUCUUUUAUUCAAUUGAUUUUUACUAAGCACAUCCUAUAUACAAAACACAGCAUUAAAUUCAGCCAAGUAUACAAAGAUGAAUGUAACAGGUCCUCUACCAUUAAUAAGUAUAACAUUACUGGGGUUGAAUUUGAACUAAUAUGUAACUGGUAGUAAAAAACCUGAGCCACCUGAAGCAAGGAUAAAGAGUUUUAUGACAAAAGUUUAUACUCUUGUAUUAUGCAAAGAUGCCUCCGAACAGAUUUUUCUCUCUGAAAUUGUAUUGCCAUGUAACAAAUUAUCCUAAAAUUUGGCAUACUACAACAACCAUUUAUUUUCUCAUACAUUUUCCAAAGAUCAGGAAUCCAGGAGUGGGUUAGCUGGGUUUUCUGGCUCAGGGUGUCUCAGGAGGCUGUAGUCAAAUUGUUAGGGCUGUGUCAUCUGAAGGCUUGACCGGGACCAGCCCAUGGCCCACUCAUCUGGCUGUGGACAGGAGGCCUCAAUUGUUGCUGGCUCUGGCAAAGGUCUCUGUUCCCAUGAUGCAAAUCUUUCUCUGGGGCUGCUCUCGCCAUGGUAGUCGGCUUCCCCCAGAGCCAGUGACCCAGGAGAAUGAGCGAGAAGGACGCCACAGCGUUAUAUGACCUAGUUGCCCAAAUCGCACACUGUCACUUCUGCUGUCCUCUGCUCAUCAGGAUUGAGUCACUAGGUCCAGUCCAUUUGCAAGGUGGGAAGGAUUAGGCCCCACCUCUUGAAAGGAGGAAUAUCAAAGACUUUAUGAAUAUAUUUUAAAACUACCACAGAAGCGAAGUUAAUGUCUUAUUAAAUAAUUUUCUUUUUCUGCAUCUGGUAGGACUCUGUGCUUGCAUAUACUUGCUACUUCUUGUUGGUAACUUUCUAAUCAUAACUUAUCUAUGCCUUAAUUCAAAAAGUAACACGUGUUCAUUAUAGGCUAUUUAAUAAGCAUAGAAAAAUAAGAAAUGAUUCACCCAUAAUUCUACAAUUCAGAUAUAGCCACAUCUAAUGUGUUUUUGGUUAGUGUACACACACACAAACAUAUUUUAUGGAUAAUAGAUAUUUUGAAUAUCUGUAUGUAUAUUCUUAUUUAGAUAUUGGAUAUGUAAGAAGAAUUUCUUCCAUAAUUACAAUUUAUUUGGAAACAUAAUUCUAAUAGCUGCAUAAUAUUCUGUGGGUAAAUGUUUUUUUCCUUCUGUUUUUUUCCAUAAUUUUGAAAAUUUAGGCUAUUUAAUUAUUUUUAUCACAAUAGCGAUAUAAUAAGUAUCUUUGCACAAUGGCUUUGUAUGACUGAUUAUUUCAAUAUAGGAUCCUCUAAGCUGAAUUAUAGGAUGAACUUACUGCUGAACUGCUUUCAAGAAAAGUUAUAUCCACUUGUAUUUCCACCAGUAAUAUCAGUGGCCAUCUGAUUGUAAUUUGCUGAGUAUUUAAUCUCAUUUCUUAAUCUUUUCCAAUAGACCAAAAAGUGCAUUUUGCUUUUCUUAACUUUGUGUUUUGAUGACAUCCGAGUUAUUUUGUUGACUCUGUGCUCCAAAUUCAUCCUUAGCUGUUGGUUCUUUGAAAACUGAUACGGACCCUUUAGAAUUAUUUUAUUAACUCUCUCCUCCAAAUUUGUUCUUAGCUCUUGGUUCUGUGAAAAUGGAUAUGGACCCUUUAAGUGUGUUUCCUUUGCAUUGUGCAUGAUGCCCUGCUUCGUCGGUAGAGGGCGCUGAAGAAGCAUUGUAGCGGGAAAUUUGGUCUUUCCAGAUUCCCAGGGCUGACUGACAAGGCUUUGGAAGGGCCCCCUUUUUUCCUCCACUGCUUUGCCCAGAGUGCUUUCUCCAGGGCAGUUUGCCUGUAGGGUGCAGCUUUCUUUACCGUGUGUAUCCCCAACUCCUCCAUCUUCCGAUUUGGUUUGUGGUGGCACAGCCUGGAGCUGAGCACACAUCUGUACCUGAACACAAAUCGCUGCUCUCGGCACCACCCCCUGGAUUCAGUGCCUGCUCACAGAGAGGGCCCCCGGGGGUGGCCAUCUAGUAAGCUACCUGACCAGCCUCUGUCCCACACAGCUUCAAAGAUACUGCAGCCCAACUGAUGCACAGAGUUGUACUGGGUUCCUGCAAAAGAGGCCCCUAUAGCUCCCAAUCCUGGCACACACACUUCUGCUUUACAGUUAUUCUCCUAUAAUCACAGCUUAAUUAAAAAAAAAAAAAAAAAAGGCCAUUUAUUUAUUUUGAGAGAGAAAGAGACGUGGGGGCGGGGCAGAGAAUUCCAGGCAGGCUCAGCACUGAUGGCGGGGCUCGAUCUCACAUACCAUGAGAUCAUGACCUGAGCCAAAAUCAAGAGCCAGACGAUUAACCCGCUGAGCGACCCAGACCCCCCACAGCUUAAUUCUUUAUAUUAAACUUCUCCUGCUUAAAUCACUGUGUUUCUGUCUCCUUACUGGAUACAGUUGAUCACCAUUAAGAUACAACUCUCCUCUCACAACACACCUAGUAGCUCUUUGUAUUUCUUCUGUGAUUUUACUUUUCAUGUCUUUUUUCUUUUUUUCUAUCCAUGUCUUGGAAUUUUUCUUACAGAUCUUGUAGACUUUCAAUAUAUUGAUGAUUAAUCUUUUGUCAUUUAGGACAGGUACUUGACACUGAUUUAAAUUUUUAUAAGUAUACUGAAUUUUAACAAUUUCAUUUGCCCUACUUUAGCAAGAUGAGACUUUUUCUGAAUUUUAACAAUUUCUUUUGCCCUACUUUAGGAAGAUGAGAUAUUUUUCUUUUUUUUUUUUAAGUUUAUUUAUUUAUUUUGAGAGAGACAGGGUAUGUGAGCAGGAGAGGGACAGAGAGAGAGGGAGAGAGAGAGGAUCCCAAGCAGGGUCUGAACUCAUGAACUGUGAGAUCAUGACCUGAGCUGAAACCAAGAGUCAGAUGCCCAAUCGACUGAGCCACCCAGGCACCCUGAGAACAUAAUUUCUUAUUAACUGAUAGCUGGAAAGAUAAUGAUGCAAGCCUCUGUUUUCCUCAAUAAAAGAUUUCCUAGGACUCAAAGGUCACAGCACACUUUUACCUUCAUUGAGUUUAGGUUUCGGUUUUGGUGACACUAGGAAGUAAUAGCUUUGUCUAAAAAUGUUUCGUAUUUUAAUUUUGAUAGUCUUCGAACUUGGGCUUGUUACAUACAGCCUUUUCCCUUAGUACAUGUAAUGUAAUCAAACCAGGUAACACAAUGCCUGUGAGGAAUGUGAAUGAAAGUGGUUUAG